AUGCCAUCAAGACCUAUCCCUCCAAGUCCCAGUUUUCUCAACAAAACCAGGAUCCUCUUCCUGGCACUCAUCAUCUCUGCAUGUGUGGUGAUUUUCUGCUCAGUCCUUUACUUUCUAUACUAUCUAUGGCACUCCCUUGUACACAGAGCUAAAACUACCCCUUUUGAAGCAAGUGCUCCCUUGAAGCUCAAAAGAUUCUCAUACAAAGAGCUUAAGCAUGCCACCAAUGGCUUUGACACAGCCAAUGUCAUUGGUAGAGGUGGCUCUGGCACUGUUUUCAGGGGAAUACUUAAAGACGGGAAGCUGGUUGCAGUGAAGCGCAUGGACGCUUUGUCUUUGCAGACAGAGCGAGAGUUUCAGAAUGAGUUGCAGAUUCUUGGUGGGUUAAGAUCACCCUUCUUGGUGACCCUUUUGGGCUAUUGUGUUGAAAAGAACAAAAGAGUUUUGGUGUAUGAAUAUAUGCCUAACAGAAGCUUGCAGGAGUCCCUCUUUGGAGAUGGAUGCUUGUGUUUGAGUUGGGAGAGGAGAUUUUGCAUAAUAUUGGAUGUUGCUAGAGGGUUGGAAUUCUUGCACCAUGGAUGUGAUCCCCCAGUGAUCCAUGGGGAUAUUAAGCCAAGCAAUGUUCUACUUGAUGCUGAGUACAAUGGGAGGAUCUCAGACUUUGGGUUGUCAAGGAUUAAAGUAGAGGGUGAAUUUGGUAUAGAUUUGUUUAGCCAGGACUUGGGGAAGAGCCAGGAAUUAUGGAAAAGCCAAGAGCUUUCAGCUAAUCAAUAUUCUGAAACUCCAGCUAUUGGUACUCCAGUUGAGAGUGUUAGUGAAGUAGAUUUUGCUCUAGCUUUGCAAGCCUCUUCUUCAUCCAAAAAUAGCAGGACGUGUUUCAAUGUUGGAGCUUUGAACUUGAAUUCUUUGAAUUAUAAUGCCAAUAUAGCCAAUGAGAGUGAAAUCAGGAGUGUUAAUGCAAAGGGCAAAGAAAUUUCAACUUCGGAUAUUGGUGGGGAUGAUUGGAACAAUAAGUUUGUUCCUUACGAUGAUGAUUUUUCUAGCAUUGAUCAUAGUAAGGAGCUAACUGUUAACUCUUCAUUGGUGGAUGAUGAGAAGACAAAUGGGAAACAAUGGGGAAAAGACUGGUGGUGGAAACAAGAUGGAAAUGGUGAAUUAUGCAGCAAAGACUACGUCAUGGAGUGGAUAGGGAGUCAGAUUAGUCCAUCAAACCCUGAUUGGGAUGAUGGGAAGAACAAUAUUCAUGAGAAAAUAGAGUUGGAAAAUUCUAGUCCAAUAGAUAAACCCAAUGAUGCAAAUGGACCCCGAAUACAAGUAUUCAGGAUAGGAAAUACUAAUGAUGGAAUUGAGAAGAAAGAAUCAAGAGGAAAGAAAAAUAGUAAGAAGAAGCAAAGGAACAUGCAAGAGUGUUGGAAAGAAGAGCACCAUAAUGAAUUAAGCAAGAAGAGCAACAAGCUUAGAAAACUUCAUACUAAAUGGAAGAAAGGCUUGAAAGUACCACAUUUUGAUUUGGGUAGACGAUUUUAUCUUUGCAGGCGCAACAACUUCGCCGGGGAGAGACAGAAUGAGUGUGAUGUUGGGGAGUUUAGUUUCAGAAGAGGUUGGAAAAAGAAAAGUACUCGUUCCAUUGGAAGUGACAUGUGGAGUGGAGAUCUUUUCAGCCGUGAGCUAAGCAGCACAACUAGCAUGAGAGGAACACUAUGUUAUAUUGCACCAGAGUACGGUGGAUGUGGGUUCUUAAUGGAGAAAGCUGACAUCUACAGUUUAGGAGUUCUGAUUCUUGUAAUUGUGUCAGGUAGAAGACCAUUACAUGUUCUUGCAUCCCCCAUGAAGCUAGAGAAAGCUAACUUAAUAAGCUGGUGUAGGCAAUUGGCUAGAGUUGGUGAUAUUUUAGAACUAGUUGAUGAGAGAUUGAAAGAAGAUUACAACAAGGACCAAGCAAGCUUGUGUAUUAACUUGGCACUCACUUGCUUACAGAAAAUUUCAGAAUUGCGGCCUGAUAUUGGGGAUAUUGUUAAGAUUUUAAAGGGGGAGAUGGACCUUCCACCACUUCCAUUUGAGCUCUCCCCUUCUCCACCUUCCAAAUUAUACAGAAGAACAAGGAGAAAACAGAAGGGCAAUGCAGAAUAG
Messenger RNA from Gastrolobium bilobum, 2130 nucleotides. Its product is annotated as putative receptor-like protein kinase At1g80870. Lineage: Eukaryota; Viridiplantae; Streptophyta; Magnoliopsida; Fabales; Fabaceae. The record is from RefSeq and is a predicted model, not a curated record. Bases 1 to 2130 code for a protein of 709 amino acids. The transcript has a single exon. Gene Ontology annotation, molecular function: ATP binding; protein kinase activity. Gene Ontology annotation, biological process: protein phosphorylation.